Messenger RNA from Cinara cedri, 10070 nucleotides. Lineage: Eukaryota; Metazoa; Arthropoda; Insecta; Hemiptera; Aphididae. The record is from the annotation of a GenBank genome assembly.
AGUGGAUGGGAUAGCGUGCGCCAAGCCGAAAACAUUGGGCACACUGUCGCUAAACUGACGCCAUCGAAGAGUCGGGUUUGUUGAUUCGUAUGUUGUUGUGUUUGCGAAGUGGUUAUUCAUUUAGUUAAUAUUUCAUUCGGUGCGUUUGUAUUCAUUUUUUUAUUCCUAAUUUAGUUAUUAUACAUUAGCAGUGUAAUAUUUUAAUAAACUUCCAAUAUCCGUCAAUAGAGACUUGCUGCUGAUCGGUUAGAUUUUAGUUAUCGGUGUUGGCUGUUGUUAUGGGCGGAACGCUGAAGAAUAUUCACUGGUUCCAAACAGUACCGAACGCCAAUUGCUAAACCAUACUUAUAGGUAAACUAAAUCAAUAUAUACGUAAACGAUUUAUCUACGCUUACGGUCCAUGUGUGAACAUUUGUUUUGUCGUUCUAUUUACAUGUAUGUUUGCGCGUCUGCUAUGAUCCUUUAACGCGCUUUCCUGGUAUCUCCAUUAAUGUGCAUAUGGGCUCGUACAUUCUCCGAACAUCACUAUUCCAAUGUGUUUACCUGGUAGCUAAUCUUUAAAUAUAAUUACCAAUUUUAAAAUAAAUAGUUAAACAUUGUUGCUACAACACUUUGCUAGCCGCUUGACUUAUAUUCAAAAUUUGAAAUCAUGAUUUAGAAUUGAAAGUGAAGGGUUCCUACCUAUUAUAAUUGCAAAGAAUAUUAUCAAUGCCGUUGGUGUUUACUUGGUGGGUUGUUGUGUACCAUCCUAAAAUACCAUCUUAAAUACUAUGUUUUCCUUUCGAAAAGGAAAUAAUAUAAUAAGUAAAUUACUUGGAUAAAUAUAUUUAAACAUUCAUAUAUACUUGUGUGUUUUUUCCUUUUUAAAAUGAAAUUUAUGUUAGUUAUUUCUUAAAGUAUUAAAAAAAAAAACUAUUAAACAAGUGUUAUAAAAAUUAAUAAACACACUUUAUGUUACCUACCUAUGUAUUACUUGGUGUAUAGUAAUACACCAAGUUUUACAUACACACAUUUACAAGUGUAAUAAUUAUUAUCAAUUGGCUAACGUCACUAAUUUAUAUUUAACAAUCAAAGUAAUUAGGUAUCUAUUAGAUUUAUAAAAAAAAAUAAACUAAAAUGUCAUAAAUUCUUUAUAUACCUAUUUAUUAUAUAACUUUUUGUAUACCUACUUGUCAUUACAUUUUAAUACAAUUAUCUAGUCUUUUUUUUUUUUUCAUUAAUCAAAUAAAUAUCCUAAUUCAAGACAUACGAUACAAAUAUGUCUAUUGAUAUUUUAAUGAAUAUAAAAAAAAUCUCAAUGAUAUUAACUUUAAAGAAAUAUAAAAUAAUCAUAAAAUUAAAGAUAAGAUAAAUUGUUUGAAAAUAAAAUUCUUACGUAUAAAUAAAAUAUAUUAAAAUUAGUUGUGAGUUUCAACUAAUAUUAUUUUUGAUUUUGUAUAAUUUAUGUAUGGAAUUUCCAGUAUCUAUAAUUAUUUUUUAUUAAGUCAUUUGGUAAAUAUCAACUUUUAAACUACAAUUUUUAAUACUUUAAUUUAAUAUAAAAAUAUACAAGAAACUGUAAAUAUAAGUUAAGUGUUAUAUUUAUAUUUUCUUCUCUACUUCAUACUAACUAAUUGGGGUCGACCACCCUCAUCCUAUACUUCCACUUGACAUGGACUUAACAUUAUCCGCGCAUACACGCACAAUUAUCAUAUUCUCAAUCACAUCCAACCAUAUUUGUUUUCAGUUUUCUUUUCCUAAGUUUAUUUCUAUUACAAUUUUUUACUGCUUCAGAUUCCUCUACCCCCGUGACAUAUCCAAAUCAUCUCGUGUCUAUUUUCUCUCACUUUGUCUGUUAUUGAUGUCUAAUCUGCCUCUUAGGUGUGUAUUCUUUACUAUAUUCUCUUGUCACUACUUAUCCACCUAUGUAUUCUCAUCUCAGUUACACUCAGGCCCGGCAGAAGGCACAGGUAACACAGGCCUAUGCCUGGGGGGGCAUUUCCUUAGGCAGGGCCGUAUUUAAGAUAAUAUGUUGUAAUAAGAACAUUUAUUAUUUUAAAGUACUUAAAUUUUAACGAAAAUGUGGACUAUAUAAAUGUACUAUGGCUUAAACCCAAAGUACACGUGAAUAUGUUUGAUGAUAUGGUUAAGGGAAAAGGGGUAAAUAGAGAGAUUAAAAACGAAAGGGCGUCAAAUUUUGAUUUUGCCUAUGUUUACAUUUUGUUUAGAGCUGGCCCUGGUUACACUCAUUCUUUGUUCUAUUUUUCUCCGCCUAACAUUCCAAACCGUACAGUAUUGUUUGCCAUGCUAUACUCUUGUAGAACUUACAUUUAAGUCUAAUUGGAAUUAUCUUGUCACAUAAAACACCUGACAUUUCUCUCCACUGUAUCAGACCUUAUUGAAUCCUUUAUUUCACAUCCUCGUCAAAGCCAUCAUUCUUUUGUACGAAAGAUCCUAAGUACUUCAACUCUCAAUCUCGCCUAUUAUGUCAACACUUAUUGUCAUUAUGUGUCUUCUUUUGUUCCUUCAAAUUCGUACGCUGUUUUAUUUCUACUUAUCCUUAGUCUCUUAAUUUCAAGUGCUACUCUCCAUUCCUAAAGUCUAUAGUUAACUCCUUACAGAUUUCCUCCUAUUAAAACUAUAUUAUUUAACAACCAUCAUAUUAAUAUAUUUUUUUUUGACUGUUUUAUAAUAUUAAAAGGUCACUUGCUAUAUUUUAAUUAGAUGGUGUUUCAUAUCAUAAAAUAUAAUUUGUUGUUGUUUACAUUUUUAAUUGUUGAUUAUAAAAUAAAUUAAUAUCUUAAAAACGUAAAUAAUAUAUAAUUUUUAAUUGAUAUUUAUAUAAUAUUAUAUAAUAUAAAAUUUAUAAGUAUAUGGUGUCUGGUACAUUUAUUUAAGAUAAAUUCUUAUCAAUAUUUAUGUUAUAAAUUUAUUUCUGUAAUAGAAUAAUAAUUACAGUCAUUAAUUUUUUCUAUACCUGUUGCUGUACAAACAAAAAAUAUUUAUUUAUUUUAAGAUAUCAAAUGCAGGUAUAUUUAAGUCUCCAUAACUUUACCAUAAAAUAAAGUCAUAUGUUCAAUAAUUUUAUUAUUUAUUCCAUAUACCUACAUUUUAUUGCUCUAAUAAAAAGUCUUUAAAAAGUUAGUUUUAUUUUUAAAAAAAAAACCUUUUAAUUCAUUCAAUUAACUUCAUUUAAAAUAUUUAAGUACCAAAUUUUUUUUAAAAAAAAUAAGUCAGUAACAGUAUAACUAUAUUAGUAUGUAUAAUUUUAGUUAUCUUUUAUUAUUACUUAAAUUUUCAAUACAUGUUCAUUCUUUAAAAAGCAAUAACUGUUGUUGUUUACUUAUAUUAAGUUUCACUAAAAAACUUAGGUAAACAUGAUAUAACAGAAUAUGUUGUACAAAGGAUUAUAUUUAUGAAGUAUUAAAGAUCACUAAAAUAAAAUUGAUAUAAUUAGAACUAUACGUGUAAAAGCAUCUAAUAUUAAUUUAUAAUUUGCAGAUUGAUUUUUACUUAAUAAAAAUGAAUAGUAUUGGAGCUAUGAGUUCUCCAGUAAAGCAGUCUAUGCCAACAGUAUUGGCUCCUCCGACUAUUUCAAAUUCUUCCCCUUCUAAAGUACAACAACCACCGAAUUUAACACCAUUGAAUUUAAAUACAACAUCUCAAUCAGUGCAACCUUUGAGUCUUGUAAAUGAACAUAAAAUGGCACCAAUUGUUAUCCCUCCACCUGUUAUGACGUCUGUUGAAAAUCUUGUUCAAAAAUCAGCUUCUUGUAAUGGUAUACCCGACGUUAAAACAAUUGGAGAAAAAUUUGGUGAAGCCUUACCAAAAAUUGAAUCUCAAAUACCUUACAAUCAAGUGAAUAAUUCUGUUAAUGAUAAAAAUGCUAAUGAAUCAUCUAUUUCUGGUGUGAAAUCUGAAGUUGAGAAUUUAUCUCAAAAGAAGGAUGAUAAGAAUAACUUGUUAAUUAGUCAAACAGAUAAAGGUUUUUCAGAAGUAGGAACAUCUGCUAAAUCACCUAAAUCUGAAAAUGUAGUUGCCAAACACAAAGAAAAUGAUAAUAAAAUCAAUCAAGAAUCAGCUGAAGUUCAAGCUGCAGUGCAAACAAAUCAAGGGCAGACUGCUUCUCCUGAAAAAACCGAACAAAUAGCACCAAACACUUCAAAAGGUGCUGUACGCCGGAAAAGGGAACACAAAGUAAUCUAUGUUAAUACUAUUAUUUCAGUUAACUAAUUUAGUGAUUCUAUAAUUAAACACAAUUAAAAGCCAUGGUUAAGUGUCAAACCUAACUUCAACGAGUAGCCCAACUAUAUUUAUGUAAAAAAAAAAAAGUAAUAAUAACUUUAGGUUGAUUACAAAUCAAUUGACUUGUAUUUCCAGUUUUAUCUAAAUUAAUUUGAUUUUAUUUAACAAAAGUAAUAAAUUGCCCAAUAAUAUUUAGGGUUUCUAUGAUUAUUUUUUAAUUGAAUAGCAAAAACAAAAUUAAAACCUUUAUUUUCCCCAUUGCACCAAUUAGAUAAUAGGUAAUUACGACCUUUGAAAUCAUUUCCAAAAAGUUUUGUUAGAAAAAUUAUUCAGACAGAAAAAAGAAAUACAUUUCUCAUACGCUUAGUAUCUAAAAAAUUACUAAUUUAUUUUAUUUUAAAGCAAUUGGAGGAAGAAGACCAAGAAAAAAAAGAAAGAGCAAUGAAAAAGGAGGUACCUGCUGAAGAAAUUAAAUCUAAACGUACCAGACUUCCUACUCAACCUUUUCAAUUAUCUUUGCCACCAGAAAUGCAUCUUAUAUCCAAAAUCACUGAAAAAUCAGCAUCUCCAAAAGUGAAUACUGAAAAAUUAACUGUAUUUUACAAGUAAUAUUUUAGAUCUAUAUAAUAUUAAAUUAUAAAUUUUAAUUAAAUAAAAUUGUUUUCUGUUAAUCAGAAAUGAAUUUUUGGCUGUUCGAAAUGAAGAUGGUGGGUUUUACUUAUGCCAGGCUAUGCAAAAUAUUCACAGAGCUAGUCGUCGAAUUCGUAUCCGGUGGUUAACUCAACAUCCUAAUGAUGAAUUCACACCAGAUUUUUAUGAUCAUACAGGUUAAUACAUUUUUAUUUUUGUAUUUUGAACAUGUGUACUACAAUAAAAUCACUUCUAAAACAAUAUUUAUUUUUUUGGUAUGGGUAGGUGUAUCAUAGUGUAGUUUAAAAUUUACAAGACUAUAUUAUAUUAUAUUUGAAUGUAAUAAACCUUCUGUUUAUAUAUAGUUCAUAGUAAAGUUAUUAUAUCUCUAAAAAAUUUUUUAUAAAUUAAGAUAGUCUUGAAAUAUAUUUUUUUUUUCAAAACGAGCUCACUAAGUGUAUGUACCAAUAUUCAACACAUAUUUAACUAUAAAUAUAACUCCAUAUUUGGUAAUUUUCUGUAAAUUUAGUUGUUUUAUAAAAAAAUUCAGUUUGCAAUACACAUUAUUUAAAAUUAGAACAAAAAAUAGUAUUGUUCAUCUGGCAUUUUCUGAAAUUAAAGAGUAAUAAAACAAUAGCUCCUCUCCUGACUUAAACUAUGUUUAAAAAUUGUUAUUAUACUGAAUUAUUCAAUUUAAUUAAUCAAAAAAAUCUUAAUAAUCUAUAUUUUACAGAGUUUGAUUGUAUAUUAACCAAUAUAACUUUAAAAAAAAUUCAAAAAGAACAAUGGAAACUUCCUGAAAAAGAAAAAUUAAGAAUUGAAAAUAUUUUAAAACGAUCUAUUGAUGUGGAAAAGGGAUCAGAAAAACCUUCAGUGACUGAAGAACAUCCAGAUGGUUGUAAGUACAAUAUUGAUUUAAAUAUUUUAUAUAUUAUAUUCCUGUAAUUUGAAUCUAAAAUGUAUUGUAUUUUAUAGUGGAUGUAAGUUUAUAUAAAGAUGAAGCUCAACUAACUAAAAAAAAAGGAAGCAAGAAAAUUGUUACUCCAAAAAGAAAGGGAUCAGUAGAUGAUCAACAACAACCAGUAAAAAAGUCAUCCAGAUUGUCAAAGAAAAAACCUUCUUAUGAUUUUGGACAUUCGUCAUCUGAAAGUGAUGAGGUUGAUGGUAAAGAUGACAAUAGUAACAAGAAAAAAUCUUCAAAUAAAAAACUUGUGAAAAAAAAAGUUUCUGUAAAAGAGCCUACAAAGAAAUCAACAGUUAAUGUAACUAAACCAAAAACAUCAACAACGAGAAAAACACCGGCUCCUGUAAAACCAACUUAUGUGCUUGCAUCUGUUUCAUCAGCAUUGAAAAAAAGAGAAAUAACAGCUACAAAGCAAAAAAAAGAAAUCGGUGUUCAAGAAAAAAAGUCUUCCAAAAAAGUUGAACCUAAGACUCCUGCUGUUCCGCUUCCUUCAGAGAGAUCGUCAAAAACUAGAAGUAAAACAAUUUUUUAAUUGCAGCUAUAGUAAUUUUGUGUAUUUUUGUCAAAUUAUCAAACAGUUAAACAGAGUAAAAAAAGUUAUAGUUUUCCAGUUAAAAUUAAAUUUUAUUAUACAAUAUCCAUACUAUAAUAUUUGUAUAAAACAUCCUUUUACAACAAAGAUUUGAUACCUGAAAUAAAUUGUUCUGUUUAAUAUUUUAGAUUCUUAGCGGUGUGAGAAAUAUAUUGGUUAUACAAUGAUUUGUAUUAUUUUUUAUAAUGUACAAAGUUUUGCAUCAAUGUAUCUCCUUUUCUGGUUAGGUUAAGGAAAGUUAUUUUCCAAGCAAAUUUCAUAAUAAUUAGCAAUACAUUUUAGGACAAUUGGGAAAAUUUACAAAAAUAAUACUUUAUUAUUUUUAAUUCUAAAUUUAUUAUUAUAAUUCAGUUCAAAUUGUGUGUAGAUUUAUAAUUUGGACAGAAAAUGUAUAUUUGUCUUUUUUUUUUAUAAAUGUAACAUUUUUUUUAAAAAUUAUCCAUUGUGCUAUAUAAAGACAUGUUAAUUUUGCGAGUUUUUACUUAACACUUAUUUGGUAAGUAUUGAGUGGUUAAAAUUGUUAGACCAACAAAAAUUCUUGACAAUUUAACAUGAGGCUCAUUAUAAAUUGCACUUAGUGAUUAACAAGAACAAGUUGAGUUUAAUAUAGUUUUUUUUUUUUUCAUUAAAAUUUUAAUAAAUAAACAAAAACUGUAAAUAUUUUAGCCUUUUAAAACAUGUAUAAUCCAACUUCUCUCAGAAUAGUUUUUCGUUAGUAUUGAUGUUGUGUAUGGAUAUACAUUUAAAUUUUUCUUUACUUCCUUAACUUUCCAUCUACAACAAUUGUGAGGUUUACCUGGUUUUUCAAAAUGCUUAUAAUAAUUUCAAGAGCCUAGCAUUAUGAUUACUCUUAUUUUAUAGUUUAUAAAUAUAUUUAACUUCAAAAAAUAUGAAACUGAACAAAAGUUUUUUUAGGUACCAGAUCUUUGUGUUACACCCUAUGUAUGGAUUACUGUCAAAGCAAAUGAAAUUUAAUUUAGCCACAGCUUUUUUGGUGUAUUUACUACUUCAUUUAAAGUUUAAUAAAUUUGGUUUCCCAAAUUAAUUUUAAAUACUAAUCGAUAGUAGAUUUGGUAUAGUUAAAACAUAAAUAAAAGUAUGUUAAGAUUAUUGUCCUGAAAAAUAAAUCAAUUCUGAAUAGAAAUUUAGUAAACAUUCAGCUAUACUGAUAUUUUUUUUACCUUCAAUGUUCUCUCAACAAAUAAAUCCAAGCACAAAGAACAUAUACUUUCAUGUUUGGCUCAUAUUCUAAUCAUUCAGUCAUAUUUAGAUGUGUGUAUAUUGGUAAAUUAUAAAUAUCAAGUAGUUUCAUAAAUGUUUUAGUAGCUAACAAUAUAAUAUUUUAUAUGUAUUGCUUUAAUUAACCUACUAACACAUCAUAAUUUAUGAUUUUGAGAUAAUAUGUUGGUAAAGAAAUCAGAUUUAUAAAUCACAAACUAUAUAUCUAUUUUAUUACAAUACAAUAUUUAACUCUUUUAUUAUUGUUAUUUUACAAUGACCAGUUAACCUAUGUGGACCAAUUGAGAUUAUUGUUAUAUCGGUCUAAUUAAAUGAGUUUUACUUUGUUGUGGUUUAUAAGUCUUUGAUAUUUUACCACAUCACAGAUUUAUAAUUGACACUAAACUUAUGCUUUGCCAUUUUGCAGUGGGGAUGACAAAUAAUCCUUUCGCAUCUCACAGUGAGUGCUUUUCAGAUACAGUCAAAAUGGAUUUUAUAUUUUGCAUAAUUCAUACAUGUUUAAGAUUUUUCAUGAAUUGUUUUUUUUUCAUUAUUAUUCUAAAUGUUGAUUUCAAAUUUUUUGUAAUCAAGAAUGUCAAUUAUAACAUAUAAUAUUUUUCAGAUGCUGGAAAUGCUGUUUCAGCAAAAAUAACUACUGCUGGUAUUGGUGUAGUUAAAAGCAACCCUAAGGAUCGAAAAACAUUAAGGAAUCGUAAAUGAUGACUAACAUAAUAAUUAAUUUUGUAAGUAAUGUAGUCUACUACUUGUUUGAACAAUAUUUAAAAUAAACACUUCAGUUUAAUAAUAAUAACAUUAUUAUUAAUUAAUUUAGUUCUGAUAUUAUUUUUGCAAGAAUGUAUGUUAAAAAGUAUAAACAUAACCAUAUCACAAAUUGUUUUAAAGUGUGUAUAUUUACACAUUCUUGUUUGACUUUUAUAAUUUUAUACUUUUUUCGUUUAUUAUGUUUAUUAAGUUUUGAAUAACUCGGGUAGCUAAUAUAAUUAAAUUUCAAAUUAAUUAGAUAUUGCCUUAUUAUUAGGUAGUUAAAAGUUGAGUGAUUGUUUGAUUUUUUUUUUUCAUGAUAAUAUGUUUUAUAACAUUAAAUUGUUUCAUUUUUAAUAUAUUAUAAUAAUUUAUCUUUGUAAAAUGUCAAUGUCAAAAUGAAAUCAAACCUAUUUGAACUUGCUCACAAAAUUCUAAACCAUUUUCCAUUUUCAAGCUUAAAUAUAUUAUUUGUAGGUUAUUUACUUUGUAUAUACAAUAUUAUAUAUUUUUCAAUUUAAUAUUAUUUAGUUUCUAUAAUAUAGUUUGAUAAAUCGUAAUUUAUUUAAAAAUAAAAAUUAUUCCAGGUAAAUAUAUUAUUUUCAUAGCUUAUGAAUAAACUCAUUAUCUACUAGCUUAUUAUUUUUUGACAUUGGCAUUUUUAUAUACAAAUUACUUUAAAUUAGUUUCAUAACAAUUUUAUAUUUUUAAUUUUUAAAAUUUGUAUAAUUUUUUAUUAUUAUAAUUAGAAUAACAGAUAUGCACAAAGUUCUAAAAUAUAAUAACUUUGUAUUCCUUUCCUUUCGCACAAAAAUACUUACUUUCAUGAAUAAUUUAUUACUUGCAGUACAAUUCAAUUUAAUAUACAAACGAAAAUUGUAAACUCCACAUAAUAAUGUAUUGUACAUACGAAUUAGGAUAAUAUAGCCAAUAAUAUAUAUUUAUAUAAAUAUAACUAUUUAUGAAUAAUAUUAGAUUAAAUUUCUAAUUUGUAUAUUUAUUAGUUAUGUAAGUCUUAAAAAAUUAUUGAUUCGAGUGACGUGGUUUUGCCAUAUUUGCAAUAUCAUAAUAUUUGUAUUUUGUUUGUGUGUUGUAAAUAACCAGGAAUCUAAUAUUCUGGUGUUUGUGUCAACCUGCUUUGAUGUUGUUUAUAAAUUUAUUUUGAUUUUAAUACCAAUAGUAGGUAUGCACACAUUAGAUAAAAAAUUCAAUAUUUAUUUACCAACCUUUUGAUUAUAUUAAAAAAAAAAUAAUACAAAUAUAUAUAUACAAGAGUUAUAAUUGUAAAUAUUACAAAUUUGAUUAAUUAUUUUAAGUGAAUUUAAAAAUAUAUUCAAACAAUUUAUUGUAAAAUUUAUUAUCUGUGUUUUACAAUUAAUGAGUUUACUUUUUAGUGUUUUGUCAACAAAGAGUUCAAAUUAAACUUUGAUACUUUAGGAACAUUUCUUAUAGUCAAUGAUAUACGUUUAUUUCUUAUUAAUGAACCUCCAUUAUUUAUGAGUGAUCCACAAACUUUUAAAUUGGAAAUUCUAUCAUCAAUAAUAUCAUUUUUAAUCUCAUCAAUACCAUGCAUAUACUUGUUGUACAUAUUUUCCUGUAAAACAAGUAGACUUCUUCUUUCUAAUAACAAACUGUAUGCUUUGUCGAUUGACUCAACUUCUUCUUCAACCUACAAAAUAU